Solanum stenotomum is the source of this 759-nucleotide messenger RNA. RefSeq lists its product as uncharacterized. The record is from RefSeq and is a predicted model, not a curated record. Gene Ontology annotation, molecular function: nucleic acid binding. The transcript has 2 exons. Lineage: Eukaryota; Viridiplantae; Streptophyta; Magnoliopsida; Solanales; Solanaceae. The coding region runs from base 32 to 631 and encodes 199 amino acids.
AUAUUUUGGGAAAGUUUACUUUCUACAUCUCAUGGAAGCUGUAUUUGAAGAGUAUGCUGCCUUUGAGAAAAAAGUGAAACGAAGCGUCUAUAUUGACAAUCUUUCACCUUUGGCUAAGGAGUCUGUUAUCAAAGCUGCACUUGAUCAGUUCGAAAAUGUAAUUCAAGUCACGUUAAUUCGAACCUACCUUGAACUAAAAGGGAUGGGACGAGCUGCUUUAGUUGAGAUGCAGAAUGCAGAUGAGGCAAAAAUAAUCAUCUCUGAGAUACGAAAUUCCCCUUUCAUGAUCUCGAGCAUGCCAAGACCUGUUAGGGCACGUCCUGCUGUAGUUGAGAUGUUUGAUGAUCGCCCAAGGAAACCUGAUAGGACGAUAAUGUGCUACUGGUUGAAAUCCAAUGAACCUGAUUUUGAAGUGGCCACGAAGAUGAAGCGUACAGUUAGGAAACAUGCAAAAGAAGCCAAUUUCUUGCUCAAGGGUCAAUUAGAGGAGGAAGAACAACUAGCAAAAGAGCAGUCAGAGUCCUUGAACGCAAUCUACAAUAAGUAUGAACUCGUUCAGCAUGUCUUUAACAGUGGAACUGCUACGCGAUUGGCAAAGCAUUAUAAAAUGCGUACUGAUGUUCGCCAGUAAUCAACAUUCUCAUCUAUAAACUUGUAGAGAUAUAAAGAUUCAACUGUUAAACCAAAUGACAUAUUUGCCUUUUGUUAAGUACUUCAUUUCCAGGCAGCACAAGGGCCUUUAUAUGUGCUAUCAUUCAU